Molecule: messenger RNA, 1215 nt
Organism: Penicillium robsamsonii
Lineage: Eukaryota; Fungi; Ascomycota; Eurotiomycetes; Eurotiales; Aspergillaceae
Product: FYV10 family protein
Exons: 4
Coding region: 1-1215 (404 amino acids)
Biological process (GO): proteasome-mediated ubiquitin-dependent protein catabolic process
Cellular component (GO): GID complex; cytoplasm; nucleus
Molecular function (GO): protein binding; ubiquitin protein ligase activity
Source: RefSeq, a predicted model, not a curated record
AUGGCAGCAGAACUGACCUCCACCAAGCUCAACCCAGAGAGUCACAUCAUACUGGACCAACCACUCCUUCGACUGCCACAUGAACUGGCCCGCAAGAACUUUAAAACCGUACAACGAGCUGUCGAGCGAGAGAAGGAAUAUGUCAUCCCUGCACUCAAAGAGACCGCCGCCGCAUCCAACACCCAAACGCCCGAACAGACUCUCGCUGCACUCGACGCAAUGAUAUCCAGAAUGCAAGGUCUCAAAAGGAAAAUGGAAAGCCUGCAGGAGGAGGAGAAGAAAAUCCACAACCAGUCCCACAAGCGUAUUCAGCAUUUGGAGACCUUGCACAAGAUCCCGAGCCUAGCCGAUGUCAAGUAUGACCAGUGGUCAAGGGUACGGCUGGAUCGUUUGCUUGUUGAUCACAUGUUGCGCUCGGGUUACUCGGAGAGUGGAAAACAGCUGGCACAGGAUAGGGGCGUGGAGGAUCUUGUCGAUCUGGGUGUAUUCACGCAGUGCCAACGGGUUGUGGAGAGCUUGCGGCGCGGGGAAACGAAGGAGGCAUUGCAGUGGUGCGGAGAGAAUAAGGCGGCGCUGAAGAAGAGUCAGCACAAUCUCGAAUUUGAACUCCGGUUGCAGCAAUAUAUCGAGAUGGUUAGGACACAAGACAAGUCUAAGAAGAUUGAGGCGAUAAUUCACGCAAAGAAAUACCUCAUACCGAACCAUCAAUCUCAGAAUUCGGAGAUUAUGCGCGCUGCGGGGUUACUGGUUUUCACGCAAGACACAAGAGCCGAGCCCUACAAAACUCUCUUUGCGCUUGACCGGUGGAACUACCUCUCCAAACUUUUCAUUCAGACUCACCACGAGCUGCUUUCAUUGCCAUCACAGCCAUUAUUACAUAUUGCACUUUCCGCAGGCCUUUCAGCUCUUAAAACACCUCUGUGCCAUUCGGCAUACACAUCUUCCAGCUCAAAUUCACAGUCAACGUCGACAUCUGUGUGUCCUAUCUGCUCAACCGAACUGAAUGAGCUUGCACGCAAAAUGCCAUAUGCUCACCACUCAAAGAGUUAUGUGGAAAGCGACCCAAUAGUUUUACCCAACGGCCGAGUCUACGGGAAGCAAAGGCUGAUGGAAAUCAGCCAGAAGAUGGGAUCAGUGGAAUCAGGAAACGUCAAAGACCCAACAACGGGAGAGGUUUUCCACGAGGACGAGAUGAAGAAAGUGUACAUUAUGUGA